This is a messenger RNA of Momordica charantia (bitter melon), 1042 nucleotides long. Lineage: Eukaryota; Viridiplantae; Streptophyta; Magnoliopsida; Cucurbitales; Cucurbitaceae. The record is from RefSeq and is a predicted model, not a curated record.
UUGUGAUUGUCCGCCGUCGAGCAUGUGAAGCAGGGACGGUGCGAUGGUGAAGAACGACGGGGACGAAGGAGGUGAGCUCGCACAACCUCGUGGUCGCCACAUAAAGAAGAGAGCUCUCAAGAACAAAGCUCUUGCAGUUUCUUUCAAUGAGAAAGACUUGAGGGACUAUGUAACUGGAUUUCAUAAGAGGAAGAAGAAGAGGAGAAAGGAAGCGGAGAAGCAGCAAGAGGAAGCGAAGCGGCGGAAGCGCAUCGAAUUGCGCAAAAAGAGAAAAGAAGAAAAAGAGCUGGUGCUAUAUGGUGGUAUUCUACCAGCUGAUCGGCCGGUUGAUGAGCAGAAUGAUGAUCACGAGGAAGAGGAAGAGAAGCCAUUUGCCCCAAUUUCUGAGACGACGACGUACGACAGUGGUAACAUCAAAGUCACAGUGAUAACAAGUGAGGUAUCUCGUGACGGAGAAAUCUGUCCCAUCGACAAGUCACAGACAGCAACAACCCAAUUGGUUGCAAAGGAUAAGAAGCACAAUCUGCCAAUUACCAAGAAGAAGCCAUUCAAGAAAGUUGCAAAACAGAAGUCGAGGCCGAAGCCCCGAAGUAAACGAGACAAAAAGAAAGGAAGAAAAAAGAAAUAGGUAACUAAACCAUCACUUUGCUCAUUCUUUACAAAAUGUUUAAAAUGAUGUGAUUGAUAUGUUAUCUCAUGAGAAUACGCAGAGGAGCAAUUUUUGGCUUGUUAUUUGAGGGUUGUGUAAAAGGUUUGGCCACUUUUUAAACUAGAAGUCCAAUUUUUCUUUUGAUGAGAUACACAGGUAAUAGGAUGCAGAGUUCCAAGAAGAAAAAACAACACAUCUAAAUCCAUCUAAGUGUUAAAAAAGUUAUCUUAGUUCUAUAUUGGAAGCAUGCAAUGUGGCUUAUAGCAAUGUGCUAGUAGUGUAUCUCAGCAUUCAUCAGUUUUUCUUCUGGUUUCCCCUGUGAAAUCCAAAGUGUCAAACAAUAUGAAUUUUUAAAAAUGAAUAAAAUUGGACGCAGCUAGAUUUUGAGACCCA